CCGGGAAUUAGUCUCCCAGAGAAGAAACCCUGAGGCGGCUUACUUCGAUCAAUUACGCUAUCCACUUAUCGCUUCACGGUCUCUUGAUUAUCAGCUCGACUGAAGAAGCAGCACUCCUGCCCAUUGUAUUUUCUCUCCACCACCCGUCUCGCACAAUCGCACACAUUCACACAAUGGAUUUCGCACCAUACCAGAGCGAAGAGCCGUCAGUAGUCCGUCCGGCCCUGUCCAGCGGAGGAUACCCUCCCGCUGCUGCUUCCUCUUACGUCGGCUCGACACGUCACUCGAGCAGUUCCUCGCCUCCUCCCCCCGUCUACUCGCCAGAGCCCAGUGCGUCGCCCUACACCGGUGGACCUAUGUAUGGCGGUGGUCCCUCGACAUACGUGCCGCCAGAAGACCCCGCCAAUGCGAUUCCUGUGAAUCAAUAUGAGACCAGCAUGCCGCUAAGACUUGACUGGGAGUGUGUCAUUGCAUACCUGGCCCUGCCUCCUGUUGGAUCGGUGAUCUUGCUUAUUUUUGAGACCAAGAACGACUUUGUCCGAUUCCACGGCUGGCAAGCAUCUCUCCUUUUCACCCCUCUCUUCAUUGUGUACAUCAUUCUUUCUUUCUCGACCGUCCUGUCAUUCAUCAUCCUUGCCGCCUACAUCAUCGCCGCGCUUUACCUAUCAUACCGCGUCUACCGGGACUCGUCCAACCUCGAGCGACUAGAGCUGCCCGUCAUCGGUCGCCUGGCUGCGGACUGGGUCGACUCUGAAUAAGCAAGUGUGCUGAUAUAUUGAAUAUGGGCCUGAGGAUCGCACUCCAUUGUGUGUCUAUGUAUAUGCGUUCUACCACCUCACCAUAUAGGCUGA
Molecule: messenger RNA, 851 nt
Organism: Myxozyma melibiosi
Lineage: Eukaryota; Fungi; Ascomycota; Lipomycetes; Lipomycetales; Lipomycetaceae
Product: UPF0132 domain protein
Exons: 4
Coding region: 174-758 (194 amino acids)
Source: RefSeq, a predicted model, not a curated record